This is a messenger RNA of Penicillium taxi, 360 nucleotides long. RefSeq names its product DNA repair protein SWI5. The record is from RefSeq and is a predicted model, not a curated record. The coding region runs from base 1 to 360 and encodes 119 amino acids. Lineage: Eukaryota; Fungi; Ascomycota; Eurotiomycetes; Eurotiales; Aspergillaceae. The transcript is spliced from 3 exons.
AUGGACCUCUCGGAACUUUCGGGACCCCUGGUUGAAUCUGGCACGAUUUAUAUCUCGGGCGAGACGUUGCUCACUAGUUCCAACGAAUUUCGAGCUCAAACUCUUGCUGAUAUGAAAGCCCAAAUCUAUGAAGUGCGCCGCACACUCAUCUCCAUGCAAUCCUCAAUCGAAGAGAUGGGGGUUCCAGACACCGACGCCAAAGUGGAGGUACACAGCUAUAUUCAGAUGCUGCAUGAAUACAAUGUACUCAAGGACAUUGCUUGGCUUCUAAUCGGCAUCAUAACAGAAAUUGAGGGCGUGCCAUUUGCGACCGUCUUGUCGCGAUUCCACGCGAUUGAAUCUGUUUCGGAACAAAGCUAG